Messenger RNA from Gaeumannomyces tritici R3-111a-1, 2862 nucleotides. RefSeq lists its product as hypothetical. The record is from RefSeq and is a predicted model, not a curated record. The coding region runs from base 618 to 2570 and encodes 650 amino acids. The transcript has a single exon. NCBI's taxonomy places the organism in Eukaryota, Fungi, Ascomycota, Sordariomycetes, Magnaporthales, Magnaporthaceae.
CGCUCAUUGACAGCUGCGCGGCCGUGGGAGGGAUACGUAUUCGUUUGGGGAGCAACCACACGAGUCGGCCAAGAAAGUCAGACGACGACCAGACAACAAAAGAGCAUUGUUGCUACCUUCUCACCACACCGCCAGCGCGCAUUGUAGUCUUUGACAGUUGUCAAUUGAAGCCCGCGGGUCUGCGAAUCGAACCGCCCCCCGCAUCUCCUUUCAUUUCCCCGCGUCUUUGGGCUCGUUUUGGGCUUAUCGACGGAUUCGGCCUUGCCUCGACACCAACAAGCACGCUCGAAGCAAAUAAAUCGGUAGCCAAUUAACAACCCGCACGGCACCGGGCAUUCAUUUGUGCUCUCACCUUUUAUACCAUCCCACUCAAACUCGCGGAAGCGACGACAAAGACGCCCACGCACUGCCAUCUACCAGCCGAUACUCGUCCCGAACUCCAAGCCGCCGCCGCCGCUGCCGCCCCGCGUCGUUCCACAUGCGCCGACGGAGGGCCCGGUGAUCUGAUGAAUACGGCUUGGCCACGACUGAGGACGCUCCGUGUCGGGGUGGACGAGGCCGUGCCUUGAGUGUUUUUGUUGCCCUCCUGCAACCAACGGCCCCAGACGCCAGCCGCCAUGUCCGCCUCCACGACCACGAGCCGCCCACGCCAGCGCCGCGCCGGCAGCGCAGGCCUAACCGACGACGGCUCCAAGUCCCGAUCUACCUCGACUUCCCUCCUCGCCGCCGGCCCGACGAGCUCAUCAUCCAGUCGCCGGGUGAGUCCCACCCCGAGCUCCCGGAACUCCCGGAACCCCUCGUCCUCGCGAGCCAGCGAUUCGUCCUCUUGGAUCGUCGGCGGCGGCGGCGGCGGAGCGAGCUCCUCCUCGCUCGGAAAGGGGCUGUGGGAUGGUGGUUUGGCGCCAGCUUGGGCCUCGGUCCAAGGCUUCGCCUCGUCCAUACUAUCUGGGGAGAGCCCGUACGCGAGUGAUACGGACCGGCAAGGAGAAAGCAACAAAAGCCGUGCCAGGCGGCCAACGCACCGACUGGAGCAUACAUCUCCUCGACAGGCUCCCGAGGCCUGGGGCCCUGAGCCACCGGGCUCCAAGCAGAAGCCCCAUCUUGACCAUGUCGCGGCCGGUAGUAUGGCCGAGCGUGAGGCGGCUCUCAAGGCCAGGCGUACGGCGAGCGUGCUGGAGAGCCACGAGGGCGUCAACGGGGGGCUCGACGUAGCGGGAAAGUUCAAGCGGCGGUCCUCAGACGAGAAUCUCAGAGGAUCCAGCGCCACUCAGGAGCCCGAGGAGUACCUCGCCUAUAUCCACCAUGUCCAGCCGUCGGACACGUAUGCCGGCAUAGUUUUGAAAUACCGCUGCCGAGAGGACGCUUUCCGGAAGGCCAACGGGCUGUGGUCGAGGGACAACAUACAAAUACGCAACUUCCUGGUAAUGCCCGUGGACGCAUGUGAGAUUAAGGGCCGAACUUGCGGUCCACCAACGUAUUACUCUCAGGAUGUUGACCUGCUGGCGACUACGCCAGGGAAGGGGGGCGGCAGCAAGGAUGUGGACGACUUCUUUAGUCCCUCCCCGAAUGGAAAGUUUGCCGAACAACCACCGUCAAUCGAAGAUGCACACCCGUGGACGCACGUCAGGUGGGUGGCGCUAGAAUCUUUCAAAGGCCCGAUAGAGAUUGCGCGGGUCUCACGGAGGAAUACUGGUUACUUCCCCCCACGGAGGAAGAAGAGCGUGCACACGACCACGACCCUUUCGACCCCCCGAGGAUCGAUGGAUUUGCCAGGAAUCAACCUCGCCGAGUCGAUCGACAGCCCCAGCAGCACAUCCUCCCGGAGACUGAGCGGGCUCUCCAACAGGCCCCAGGGGGCGGGGCACGCAUACAGCGCGUCAGUUCCGUCACCGUCAUCCCGGAGCAGGGGCGGCAGUGUUGGGCAGGAUGAACACAGGCCGGCGUGGAUGCGGCGGCCGGGCGGGGUCGGGUCGCUCGGGAGGACGGUGCGCGCGCCAGGCCCGGAGAAGGACUACUUCAACGUCUUUGCGCACAAGCACUUCCCCGGCAUCGGCAUCGGCUCGCUACCGUCCAUGUCCGUCAUGGGCUCCGAGACUGCGCGCUUCGGCUUCAACCCGGAGGCCAACGGGAUCGUGGAAAGUCCCUUUGAAGGUGGCCGUGACGGAACUUCGGCGGCUGCGGCCGCGGCCGCGGGAAAUAACGGGACGGGCCUCGAGCAGGCGGCGGCCACGGUCGAGAUGUGGCUGCGAGGCGCCUUCGCCAAGCGCUCGUCCGGAUCCAUGAGCCCCGGUUUGCGCCGGCAGACGCAGCAGCAACAACAACAACAGCAGCAGUCCCACGCCCGCCACUCGAGCGACUUUGACACCACGGGCUACAGCGACCUCAUAGAGCUUGAGGACACCAACAGCGACGACGGGCGGGCUGGCGGCGCCGUGAACCUGCUGAGCUCAUCGGGUAACGCCGCGGGCUCGUCUGGACGGAGCGGUGGGAACAGCUCGGCGCUGCGGGGUCGGACGACAGCCGGCGGAGGAGGAGGAGGAGGCGUGGGCAAGGGGAAGAAGGCGGAUUAGGGGACCGAAUGCAUGGUGAAGAUGUGCCCGUGGCCCGCCAGGGGCGAGUUGCUCAGAAUUGCAUGAUCGCGUCAAAGUUGCAGAUAGAUAUACAGCUUGUCGCGGAGAGGAUAUUUGGAUAAGAGGGAGAGUUUUUACCCCUUCAGGCAUAAAGCGGCGUUUUCACUUGUUUUUCUUUGUUUUUUUCUCUUUUACAUGCUUGGGCAUGCGAUCUGUAUAUACAGGGAUUUUAUCACCGUUAUUCUUUCCAUUCAUCUAUGUAGGGCGUUCAAAAAAGUCUUCUGUCUUCGCA